GACUCCAGGCGCGUAUUUCAUAAUUCAUAAUACUGAACAUGGUGACGCACUGGGGGACCUGCUGCUGCUGUGAAAAAGUCCUUCUUUCGCUCGUUUAGUUUGGACCUGAUUAUGAAUCAGUUUUUCCACUUUUUUCUCCACAACCUGACAAAGUGAAGAAGAUAUGUCCGCUCAAGGACUGUUAAGCACUGUUUUCUCAUGCUCGCUAAGCCCCAAAAGUAUUGCCAAGCGGAGACUGAGGCAGACCAGGAGCUUGGACUCGGCGUUGAUGCGACAUUGCGGUACCGAAGCUGAGGAGACGUCGACUAAGGGUGACUUCACUUGGAACAGCUUGUCAGGAGGCACUGUUGGCCUCAAGCCCGUCCCCCUGCAAAGCCUCUCAGAAUUGGAGAGGGUUCGUCUCCAGGAUGUGGCCUUCAAGCGAUUGCUUCGGUGUCAUGACCUGGGCUGCCACAUCACCAUCCCUAAAUAUGGCCACAAGCACAAGAAGACACUCAGGAGGAAGUUGGAUUCAUUAUCUAAAGAGAAGAGUAAAGACAAAGACACCACGCCACAGGCGUUUGGCAUACCACUGUCGCAUGUCAUAUCCAACGACCGCAUGCACAAGCUGCGGCAAGAUCACCCACGGGAAGAGCACAGUGACCCCACUGAAUUGAUGCUAUCCUUCCUUCAUCUUACAUCUAGCUACAAAAGGGCUAACAAAGAGCUCUCCAGCAGCAACUCCUCACUGAGCUCCACUUCUGAGACCCUUAAUGAAUCACCACUGCCCAGCACACCAGACAUAGCCCCACGGACACGCAGACGGGGCGGAGUGUCUGUGGAUUGCAUCACUGACCUUGAUGACAACCAGUCUCGGCUCUUGGAGGCACUCCAGCUGUCUCUGCCAGAAGAGGCAGCUGGCAACACGAAGAAACACCAUGACGAAAAGCUCAGCCUUAACCCUAUUUACAGACAGGUGCCCAAGAUAGUGGACCAGUGCUGCCAGCACCUGGAAAAAUAUGCCCUACAGACAAUUGGAAUUUUUCGUGUUGGGAGUUCCAAGAAGAGAGUACGACAACUUCGUGAGGAGUUCGACCAGGGAUGGGAGGUUUACAUGGAUGAAGAGCACAGCGUCCAUGAUGUAGCUGCAUUGCUGAAGGAAUUCUUGAGAGACAUGCCUGAGUCACUGCUGACAAAAGAACUUUAUACAGCCUUCAUCAAUACAAUGUUGCUGAAUUUUUCAGAGCAAGACAGUGCCAUCCAGCUCCUGGUGUUUAUGCUUCCUCCCUGUAACAGUGACACGCUACAACGCCUCCUCGGCUUGUUGUCCACUGUGUCUGCACAUGCUGAAGACAGCCUGGACAGUGAGGGACAUAAGGUUACAGGCAACAAGAUGACAUCGCUUAAUUUAGCUACUGUCUUUGGACCCAACCUCUUACACAAGCAAAAAAACUCAGACAAAGAAUUUGCAGUAGAGAGUUUUGCCCGUGCAGAGGAGAGUGCAGCCAUCAUCGGCGUGGUCCAAAAGAUGAUCGACACAUAUGAUACGCUCUUUAUGGUGCCCCCUGACCUGCAGAAUGAGUUGCUGAUGAGUUUGCAGGAAACAGAUCCUGAUGUGGUGGAUUAUUUACUGCGGAGAAAGGCCUCGCAAUGCUCAGAGCCCAGCCUUAGGUCAGAAGAGUCGUUCUCUCUGACUGACAGACGCUUGUCCAGUGACUCGCACAAGCCAUCUAGUGGAGAGGUUUCUCCCUAUGACAAUAACUCCCCCGUCCUGUCCGAUCGACCGCGGUUUAAAUACACAGAGGACGGCAGUCUGCUCUCAGACAGAGUUCCCAGACAGGACAAACUCAGAGACCAAUCAAAAGACAACUCUGGCAGUACCUCCCCUACACUUUCUACUGACAAAGAGGCCUCAGCUGACAGUUUCUGGGACACCUGGCAUGAGCUGUUCGGGAAGGAUUUCACUGGCAUCGCCGGAUACCUUGGAGACGUGUCGGAAUGUGACUCAUACGGCUCAUCCGAGGGGCUGAGCAGUCACCAAGGUAACAACAAGCUGCCUGUCAGUGCAACACAAAUGUCAUUGGGCGUUUCGGAAUGCAGACCACACCCCCCGGUGACUCACUGCAGCAGUGGUCCUGAUGACCAGAGAGAGCAGAGACACCCAGAAUCGUUAUUACAUCAGGCAAUGAGCAGCCAAUCAGGAGCUGUUAGCUCAGACAACUUAGCACAAAGGACAGGAUGCACUGAAUGUCCAUUACUCCAGGUCAGGACUGACAGUUUAUCUCCCCUUAACUGCUCGCAACCUCUAAGAGAGACUCAUAUUUCUUGCUCCACACCCUCCCUCUUAAAAUCUCAGCAUGACCCCCAAAUCCCACAACAGUCCCAGCAGAGCGCUGACUUCAAGACUGUAGAUACAGCAGAUGCCACUGGGCCUGGAGAGGAAAAAGGCCCUGAUUCUUCAAAUUGGCAGAAAGAGAGGUGGCAUAUAUGGAAGAUGAUGUCAAAAGAAAAUCCAGAAGCCCUACCAGAAACGUUGGUGUGACCCACUCUUAACUGAUAAGCAGACUGUGGAUGAAUUUUUUUAAAAACAUGUGCACGUCUCCUGUCACAUCAUCAGGUUAUCAUUGUGUGCAGUUAACAUUAUCAGUUGAUUUUAGUGUUUUAUACUGAAUAUAAAAUGCUAAAUGAUAUAUACUUGUUAUUGUUAUUUUGCACUAACUAUAUAGUUUAAGCAUGAUUUUGUAUGUUUUUGUAUUUUUUUAAACAGAACCAUCAAAAACUUGUAUGUAGACUUGAAUGUAAUAAUUGGACUUGAAUAUUGUUUUAUAUUAAUGCUGAAUGUAAAUAUUAAAAAGUCUUUUUUUAAUAUUUCUUUAAAUUUAUAGUAACCAAAUCUUGACACAUCUGUAAAUGCUGCAAUAAUAUGUGUGUGUCUUGAGUCCAUGGCUCAUUGGUUUUUUGUAUUUUUUCUUUCAAGAAAAUGCUUACAUUUUAACAGAAGUUCGUCAGCUUACCAACACUCCUGCGUUUGUGUUUGCUACAAAAGAAAUUAUUGUUAAGCAGCAUUAUUUGCAGAUAUGAAUAUAUUUAAUAUAAGUUUACAGUCAUUUGUAAUUUAAUGAAAAACAACUUUCUCCAGGUGUCUCCUAAUAAACAGACUAAGAGUUGUC
Oreochromis aureus is the source of this 3149-nucleotide messenger RNA. RefSeq names its product rho GTPase-activating protein 6-like. The record is from RefSeq and is a predicted model, not a curated record. Bases 164 to 2521 code for a protein of 785 amino acids. The transcript is spliced from 13 exons. Lineage: Eukaryota; Metazoa; Chordata; Actinopteri; Cichliformes; Cichlidae. Gene Ontology annotation, biological process: signal transduction.